Molecule: messenger RNA, 1218 nt
Organism: Penicillium atrosanguineum
Lineage: Eukaryota; Fungi; Ascomycota; Eurotiomycetes; Eurotiales; Aspergillaceae
Exons: 1
Coding region: 1-1218 (405 amino acids)
Source: RefSeq, a predicted model, not a curated record
AUGUGGCGUGAGCCCACCGAGGCCGACAACGUCAAACAUGCUCGGGAUAAGGAUGCCUCGGCCGCUGCGCGGUCCGCGAUCCGGCGUCAACCCAGCCAGCGUCGCCCUUCACGCCACAGCUCCGCCCGCGCGCGCAGCAAUGUCUUGUCAUCUUUCCAUUCUCAGAUCAUCGAUGAGAUCUCACGCGGUAUUGCUGAGCCCCAGCUCGGUGUGCGCUCCCCUGUAUUGAACCUAGGUGUCAGCGAAGAUGGCUUGGACCUGGAUUCGAGUCGCCGCGAAGCUUUGAAUCGCGGUAGCACGCGUCUUGGGGACCGCCGACCAGAUCCGUUGAGCCGCAUCCUAAGCCCUACCGAUCCCAACCACCAAUUUCCCAUUCGCGAUCCUGAUACUCCUCCUCCGGGUGGGUGGAACAAUUCAUCAUUGACGCCGAACUUCGCUCCUGCAGCUGGCUACCACACAAUGGGAUCUAAUCCCCAACAGUCGUCAUGGCGGGUGGGCGAUCAUAUCCCUCCUCCCCCUCAUCCCCCAGUUUUCCCGCCUAGACGUCGCAAUCAUGACCCUCCAUCUUACAUACCUUCUGUUUUGCUCCGAGACUAUCGUACUGGCAGCAGUCGGGAUCGGCCUCAACGUGAACCUGACAUUGAUGGUCUUGGUGACCGCCAGCGCAGCCUGAGCCCGAGUGCUGAGCGCGAGAGUGACGACGCGUGGGAGACAUUACUCUCGACUAUCACUCCGGAUGCAACUCUUCCCUCCGCCGACACUUCCUUCUCAUCUACAUCCGCCGCCACAACCAACCCUCUGCGCAACCCAUCGUCUCGCUCCUUUGGUGCCACUUCGCAGACACAACCAUCCUCUCGCGCUAUCCACCUCGCCCUUGAUCCCUAUCCGGAUCACCUGAACCCUUGUGACUACUCCUCCUCCGAUGAGGAUACCCCCGUCAACUACCGCCGGAUGAUAGGGCCGGGGCCCCGGCUCUCACUUCGCCGCUCGCCAGGUCUUCCCUCGACUAUGAGCAACCACCCUCAAAUUCCCACGAUCUCCUUUUCUUUCUCAGACUCGGGCGACUCGGAUCUUCAGCAGAUGCAGGCCAUUCUGGACCGACUUGCCCGCCGUGAAGAUAUUCCCGAUGAUUGGUGGGCUGGCGCUGGCCUGUCGCGCACAAUGGGCCGUGGUUUGAGUGCCAGUGCCGAAGGCAAUGAAAAUAACCGCACCGAGUGA